AUGUUUGAUUUUAUUCCUCACUCGACUGAAUUGACAAAGUUGGUUGCUGCUGAAAUCACAUUAGUUUAUCACGGAAUACGUCAUGGACAUAGCUAUUUGAGUCAGGCAUGCACUGCUGAUGUCUCGAAGAAAUUGUUUCAAGAUUCAACUAUUGGAAAAAAUCUCACAUGUGGACGAACUAAAGCUCGUGAAAUUGCUGCUAAUGUUUUAGCUCCAUUUAUGACUUCUCAAAUUACAGAAAUGAUUAAUAAAUCCGGUUUUUAUUCUUUAUCAUUCGAUGCAUCUAACAAAGGUCACAAGAAAAUGUUUCCAUUUGUUGUAAAUUACUUCACAGUUCGUGGUAUCGAACGAUCAGUGAUUGAAGUAAUUGAACUAGUUAAUGAAACAGCUGAUCAUAUUGUUGCUUCACUUCGAGAAUUAUUAUUGAAACACAUCAAUAUUCGUUGGCUUAGCCUAUAUCCGUCUAUUGAACGAUUACUCAAAGUAUUUGAUCCAUUAUCUGCUUAUUUUUUGGAUUUGGGUGACGAAGAUGCUUUUCCAUGUCCACCAAUAAUUUCAAUGUUUUUUACUUCUACUGAAGCCAAAUAUCGAAAAAAACUGAAUCAAUCAUUUAUCGAUUAUGUGUCUAGUGUAAUUAAAUAUAUUGAGAAAUAUUAUGAUGAACAAUCUGAAUUGGCUGAAUUAACUGCCGUUUUUGGCAUACGUGAAAUCGAUCAAAUAAAAUUUCAUCAAAUUGAAGAGUGUGUCGUUUUUCUCAAGUUGGAAAUUGAUCAUGAUAAAUUAUUCGAUGAAUUGAAUAUUUUACAAUCCACAUUCAAAGAAGUCAAUUCAUAUCGUGAACCAUUGAGUGAUCAAAUUCGAAAAUAUAUCGGUGAUGAUGCUCAUAAUUUCAGUGGAGAUAUAAUCAAUGAUCAAAGUAAUGAAUCACAGGAUGAAGAAGAUCUUUUUCAUAAACCAACAAUUGAAAUUCAUGAAAAAGAAAAUCAGAUUCGAUCUGAUCAACUGUGGGCAUAUCUGCUCACAAAAUCAACAACUUUAUGCAGCGAAAUGACGAAAGUUCUUGCCUAUGUUUAUUCGAUUCCUUGUUCAAAUGCAUUUGCUGAAGGUGUCUUCAGUCAUAUGAAGCACGCAUGGACACCAAGUCGAAACUCGAUGUCGACUGAAACAAUUGCUACUGAAUUAAAGAUAAGAUUAAAUAGCAAAAUAAAAUGUGAAGAUUUUUAUUCUUUUGCACAAUCUCAACCAGAAUUGAUUAAAUCUGCUAAAAGCAAGCAGAAAUACAGUUAUGUAAAAAAACGUGUAUUAGCUAAUGCAAACAGAGAAGAUUUACUUUAA
Molecule: messenger RNA, 1335 nt
Organism: Rotaria sp. Silwood1
Lineage: Eukaryota; Metazoa; Rotifera; Eurotatoria; Philodinida; Philodinidae
Source: the annotation of a GenBank genome assembly